CGAUCGAAUUUCUAUUCAAGUCAAAAACGUUCUGAUACCCAUUAGUCUUUCGUAAAAUUGAUUUUACCGUCAAAAAAAAAAAGAAAAAGAUCGUUCUAGGGGGGAGGGACGAGAUUACAUUCUCAGCAGAAUUGCAUCGAGAAUUCCAACGUUUCUUGAAAGUCGUUGUUUCGACACGAAUCGAACAAGAUGGCCGUUUUCAUCGGCCUAUCGAUCACUUCAACGCAAUCGUUUGCAAUAUUACGUGACUCCAGUAACAAACUUGACCAGAUAGUUAGGUUGCACGGAAUAAAUUAGAAUGUCAAUUCUCUCUCUCUCUCUCUCGAGAAAUCUUCUCGAGAAAUCCUCGUAUAGAAUUUGAUACAAAUUUAAAGAUCUAAAAUUUGCUUUAGUUAUUUUUAUUGUUUUCAUUUGUUUCAGUGUAUGGUUAUCGGUUUGGCAGGGUUAGCCCUGGCCGAACCACCAGUCUCUUCCGGCUACAGUUACAGUAGACCAGGUGGGGGUGGUGGUGGAGGAGGAUAUUCUAUAGGUGGAGGAGGUGGAUACACUCAGGUGUCGACUGGUUAUCAAACAAGCGAGGGUGCAUCUGUUGACGGAGCCCUUUUAGAACAAAUCCGUCAGAUUCUUCUGAAGGAGGAAUUGCAAGCCCAACAGUCUGGAGGAUUCGGUAUUGGAGGAUACGCACCUAGCUCGAGUUAUGGUGCACCAUCACCGCAAUAUGGAGCACCCAGUCCAACCUAUGGUGUACCAACUUACCAAACCCGCGUCGUAGGCAUUGAUCUCGAAGGUAUCAGGCAAGCCAUCCAGGUAGCUCAAUUCAAUCAAGUUACCCAUGGCGUUGGUGGAUACCCAAGUGGUCCUAGUGUAAGUUAUGGAGCACCCAGCAGGCCAAGCGGUAGCUAUGGUGCACCCUUCUAAAGCGGUCGUCGCCAAUUUAUAAAAGGAAGGGAGAGAGAGAGAGAGAGAGAGAGAGAGAGAAAGGGAGAGAAAGAGAGAAAGAGCUGGAUAACAAAGGCGACUAUCUUUCGAGCCCCAACAAUUUAAGAACCAACGUAACGUCGUCCAUCAACAUCUUUAAUAUCAAUCACCAAUCAAUGAUAAUGACAUUCGAGAAGUUCAAGACAAAUUCUAGAAUGGUAGAAACGGAAGUCAAGGAAUGAACGAUAUAAUAACGGGAAGGAAGAUUUCUUUCUAUUGGGGGAAGAUUCUUCAUUCCUAAACGCUCGGAAGAUUGUCGUACGCACACUCGGUCGUCAUUAAUUAUAUAGAAGAAGUAAUAAUCGUCAUAAGAAGAUCAGGGAUCUUAUCGUCGUCGUCGUCGUCGUCGUCGUCAUCAUCGAACAACUCUAUAUACGCGAAUAUUUACGUUAAAUAACACGCGCGCGCAUUAUUUUUGAUUUUAAGUAAAAAUCAAAUGAAAAUCGUACAUAUGUAUAUGUAUACGAAAUAGAAUUACAAGAAUACGAUAGAUAAUAGUUAGCAGAGUUAUUAUAGAAGCAGCAAAUCGAUAAAAAUCAAAAGAUCGUCUACGAUUUUACCUCGUCGAAGAUCGUAGGAUAGUCGCAGCUUUAAAAAUGGAGUCACCAAGAAGAAGAAUUUUUUAACCGAGGAAAAAAAAAAGAAUACCAAUUAACGAGACUCAACGCAAGAGACGAGGAGGUGUUACGCGAUUCGCUACACCGAAAUAAAUAUACCUUUUUUUCUUUUUUUUUUUUGUCGUAUCAAACGAAAAAGAAAAUCCAAGAAGGAUUUUUGAAGGGAAACGAGUAAGAAAAUAAAAAGGAAAAUCAAUUAUAAACGCACAUCAUCGUCGUGUGUGCAUGGAUAUAAAAAGAAAGGACAUAAAAAAAUAUUAGUCCUUGGCAUAAUCAUAUAUGUGAAUGGGAGAAGUAAGAGGAAAGGGCCAGAAAUUAGCCGAAACCGAAGACGUGAUUGGCGCACAAAUUGCGCCCUGUAAAUACAAUUUUUAUAUUUACUCCUUAAAAAGUCGUAGUGUCCGUGACGCAACUCAAUGAUCCUCUUUCGGAUAUUUCGUUACUCAACAACAACAACAACAACAAUAAUAAUAAUUAAAAAAUCAUCAUAAUAAUAAUAAUAAUAAGAUAAAAACAAAAUGAAAGGGAUCGAGGUUAUGAGAUCUCGAAUAGGAUCUCCCUGAUCAUUAUUUGUAUUAUCUUAAUAGAAAAAAAAAAUAUCUCGCUGAUCGGAUUAAAGAAAAAAACAAAAAAAUAAGAAAAAGUAAUAGGAACGAAAUACCGAAAUGUAUAAAAAAUCAUUUGACAUGCGCCACGGUCCUUUUAUCGAGCAACUCGUAUCACACGAAGCCACGAAUACACACUAUUUUUCUACGUUUUUAAAUGCUAUUCUUUAACCACGCAUUUUUGUACUUGUAUAAAGGCUUUUUUAUAGAAAAAAAUAAAAAAACGUCGCCACCGUUAAAAGAAGAAUUAUUUUUUUCUCUCUCUCUCUCUCUCUCUCUCUCUCUCUUAAUCUUUCUCUUUAUGUUGUAUUACGUAAAACUAACGAACAAAAACCCCCUAUCAUCCGUUCACCGUAUUCUCAUCCGAAAAUUCAAGAGACAGGUUUCUUCUCUCCCCGUUAUUUUUAAUCGACAACAUCGCGGGAACGUUUUAUUCCUAAUUCGCAAUCUUCGAUCGCGUCUGAUGCGUUUUUACGCAUGUAUUCUCUCUUCGAUUUAAGAAGCCUCCUCUCGUUGGCUUCUUUUUCUUCUUUUUUUUCUUUUUUUUACACGAUAUAACCCGGCCUUUCUCCUUUCACUUUAGAAAUGUUCGUAUACGAGUAUGUAUAAGAGUCUCAUCUCUCUCUCUCUUUUUUUUUCCUUUUUCCUUUUUCUCUUUUUAUCUCUUUCUCUCACUUUAUGACGUAAAUUCUUGCGCGAUGAAGCUCGUUGGGAUUCGAAAGUGGAUGAGUUCUCGAACGAAUACAUCCUGCGGCUAAUAAUGCAGAAUUAUAAAGAACCAAGGGAAGGUGAAACAGGAGGAGGAGGAGGAGGAGGAGGAGGAGGACGAGGGGGAGGGGUAGAAAACGUACUGGGAAGAAGGACGUCCGUGUUAUAUUCGCUUUCUUCCUUAUUUGUAAUGUGCUACUUUGCCGACAACUUUUGCCACGAGCAAAAAAUAUCCCAUCGAAUUAGCAAGCACUUUUUGAUGAGGUAGUCCACCAGGUAGAACCAGGUAGAACCAGCUCGACGACGAUGCUAUCUAACGUAAUGACCAUAGUCAUUUCAUCACUCCUUAGAUCCAAAUUACGUCAUAGGUUUCUUCUCUUUUCUUUUUUUUUCAUCUUCUUUUUUCCUUUUUUUUUUCUCGUUGCACUCUCCAGACACACAGGAUACAACGGUUACAAUUAAAACUAAGCGUAGUUAACGGUAAGACGACGUUCCUUUAAUUGGAAAUUUAUUGUAGGUCAAUUAAAUGCUUAUUGAAAGGACAACGAUCAAGAGAAAACGAUAUCUUCUGUGUAUUUCCCCUAUUUCUAAUGCGCAUCUUUCUCUCCCCUCUCUUUCUAUCUCUAUCUAUCUCUCUCUAUCUCUAUUUUUAACAUUCUUACUAAAGAGUGAAAGCUCUUCCUGCCUUUUCACAAGCCAACUCUAGCUGGCUAGGAAAUCUUUUUUAAAUAUCUGCACUAAACAAGAAAUACACGUAUAUAUUUAUCUGUUACGUACAUAUAGUGAGAGUGUCUCUUAAAAAUCCUACAUCCAUUACGGUUAUUAAAUUUUUACUUGGAAACUAUAUUAAUAUUAUGUGUUUGAGAAAUCAAGAUAAAUCAUAUUGAAAUAAAUACAUUAUUACAUAUAUUUAAUGAAUUUUAAUAUAGAAAGUAUUAGUUAUAACAAGUUAAUUAAACGAAUAAGAGAAAAUAAAGUGUUGAAAUGUGCUAAAAAUCGUAAGUCUUGAUAACAAUUGAUCAUCCUUUGUUUUUACUGUUAUUUUAAUAUUUUUUAAUGUUAGAAUCAAUUCAAUAUACCAUUGAAAUAAUAAUAAUAUAAAUUAUAUUUGUUUAAAAAUUAUAUAAAUUAUUCAUCAUUAGGGUAGGAACAUUAAAAUAAAUGUAUUUUUGUUUAAACUAUCGAAAAUAUUAAUAAAAAUAAGAUUAUAACGAGCAGAUUUUAGCAUUUAUUUCAUUUCUAUGUAAUUAUUUUAACGUUCCUGCGCAGUGAUAACUUCGAGGGUAAAAUUUUCCUGUAAUAUAAGUAGAGUGCAUUAGUGCAUUAAAAUAAUUAUUAAUUAAUCGAAAUAUAAAUGUCUAUUGUGUUGUCUAAAAGCUCGGAGUAUAUUAUCUAUGUACCAUCCUCUUCGAAAUCCAUUGUUAAACUGGGUCAUUCUCCUCUGUAAAAUUUCUUUCGUUAAAUGUUGUUUAUAUUACUUUCCGAAAAUUGCGCACGUGCAUAACGGGAAUAUAAUAUUCGUAAUAAAUAGAUUUUCCUUAUAUGGAAAGAGUCAUAUAAACAAUUUCGAAGAAAUAAACUUUCAUAGAAGACAACGUGCCAGUCUAACGAGAGAUUUCGAGGAGGACAGUACACCGAAUACAUACACAUACAUUUCCUUCGAUUAAUUAACAAUUAUUUAAGGUAUAUCGAACACAGUAUUGUUCUUUAAUAAUAUUUUUAAUUAUUUAAACAUUCUAACUAAGAGUUAUUAUAUUUCGAGUUCGAAAUUAUUUUUUAUUCAAAGUACA
Molecule: messenger RNA, 4698 nt
Organism: Polistes canadensis
Lineage: Eukaryota; Metazoa; Arthropoda; Insecta; Hymenoptera; Vespidae
Product: pro-resilin
Exons: 1
Coding region: 424-918 (164 amino acids)
Source: RefSeq, a predicted model, not a curated record